AUGUCCGCGGACGCCUCGGGACCGGAGACCGGACCCGAGCUGGGGUCGGAGACCGGACCCCAGCUGGGGCCGGAGACCGGACCCCAGCUGAGGCGGGAGACCGGACCCCAGCGGGAGACCGGACCCCAGCUGGGGCCGGAGACCGGACCCCAGCAGGGGCCGGGGCUGGGGCGGGAACCCCAGCCUAGGACCGACCCGGGCCAGUUGUGCCCCAAGCACAAAGAGCCUCUGAGCUGGUUCUGCCUCUCCGAGAGACGGCCGGUGUGCGCCUCCUGCGUCGAGGUUGGCGGCCGCUGUCACCGGCACCGCAUCCGCCCGGCCGAGGAGCACGCCGAGCUGCUGCGAAACAAGAUUGUGGACCAGUGUGAGAAGAUGCAGUUACAGAGUGCUGGCAUCACCAAGUAUGUGUCGGAGGUCCUGCAAGGGAAGAACCAGAAAGUAGUGAACACGGCUAGUGCAACAAGGGAACUGAUUAUCCAGAGAUUGAGUCUGGUGAGGAGCCUUUGUGAGAGUGAGGAACAGCGAUUACUGGAGAAGGUGCAUGGUGAAGAGGAGCGGGCCCACCAGAGUAUCCUGACUCAGCAGGCACAUUGGGCUGAGGCACUGAAGAAGCUGGACACCCUCCGUACCAGCCUGGUUUGCAUGCUUACCCACCUGGAUAACCUCCAGCUGAUUCAGAAGGAGCAGGAGAUUUUUGAGAGGGCUGAGGAAGCAGAGGGCAUUUUGGAUCCCCAGGAGUCGGACAAAUUAUGCUUUAACAAGAAGUGCGGUUGGAGCCCACUACUGACUCAACUCUGGGCAACAUCGAUUCUUGGGUCUCUCUCAGGCAUGGAGGAGGUGCUUAUCAAUGAAAAGACUGUCAGCCCCUUAUUGCAAUUGUCCGAAGACCGAAGGACCCUGACCUUCAGUGCCAAGAAGUCCAAGGCUUGCACAGAUGACCCAGAGCGCUUUGACUACUGGCCCAAUGCCCUGGCUUCCACCAGCUUCCAGGCUGGGCUCCAUGCCUGGAUAGUGAAUGUUCAGCACAGUUGUGCUUAUAAAGUGGGUGUGGCCUCAGUCCAGCUGCCCCGAAAGGGUUCUGGUAGUGACUGCCGUCUGGGCCACAAUGCCUUCUCCUGGGUCUUCUCUCGCUACGAUCAAGAGUUCCGAUUCUCACACAAUGGACAGCAUGAGCUUCUGGCGUUGCUUCGGUGCCCAACACAGCUGGGCGUGGUGCUGGACCUCCAAGUAGGAGAGCUGCUCUUCUAUGAGCCUGCCUCGGGGACAGUGCUUCAUAUCCACCGCACGUGCUUUCCUCUGCCGCUGUUCCCAGUCUUUGCCGUGGCUGACCAGGUCAUCUCCAUCGUUCACUGACCACCUCCCCAUCACCCAUGUAGGUCAGGCCAUGCUUCCAGCUAGUGUC
Messenger RNA from Cricetulus griseus (Chinese hamster), 1402 nucleotides. The record is from RefSeq and is a predicted model, not a curated record. NCBI's taxonomy places the organism in Eukaryota, Metazoa, Chordata, Mammalia, Rodentia, Cricetidae.